UCAGCUCGCAGCCUUCCCAGACUCGCCUCCCCACCAACGACCAAUCCAACGACCAGUUCUCUACAGUCCACACACGCCUCUUAACGAAAGAUGUCUGCAUUCUUCGCCACAUCCGCGUCUGCCUCGGCCUCUGAGCCCGCCCGCAUCGCUGCGCCUACUCCAGCAGCUUCGCGCCAAUCUGCGACCCAGUACACGAACAUAGUCGAUGACUUCUUCGGUGUCCCGUCCUCCCGCACACGCGACAGCCGCCACGACUCAGGCUCCUGGCGCAACUCAGUGGCAUCCUACAAAUCGUCGCACCGCGACUCUGCCGCUCUGCCCCCACCUUACCUCGAAGCGCCGGAAUACACCGUGCGCGCGAAAGAGCCCGUCACACUGGCGAUGUACUUGUUCAAGUUCGGUUUCCUAUUCCCGCCGUUCUGGAUAAUGGGCGUCUUCAUCCUGUUCUCGCCCUUGCGUGCACCGCCGCCCACCUCCGUUUCCGACUCCGACGUUGAAUGUGCAUGGCUACCGGAGAAAACCGACGCUGAGCGCCAGGUCAUCAUCGAACGUCUGCGCGUCGCAGAGCUGAAAUGGGCGAAGAGGUGCUUAUACGCCUUGAUCGCACUGUUGCUCGCCGCUGUGGCCAUUGCAAUCGCUGUCUGGGCUACACUGCGGUUGCGAUGAGCAGCAGUCUGCCACCAACCAUCCAAAAACCUACACUCCUUCCGCCAAGUGAUAACGGACUUGUCUAUCACCUUCCACACGCACAAUCUCUGACAGCGUCAGAGCGCUCACUGCCCACUGUAUCGAUAUCAUUAUGUCUUGUUAUACUCUGUAACCAUACAAUUUCACGGUCAUGACUUCCACGAAUCUUCAU
Mycena citricolor is the source of this 859-nucleotide messenger RNA. The record is from the annotation of a GenBank genome assembly. Lineage: Eukaryota; Fungi; Basidiomycota; Agaricomycetes; Agaricales; Mycenaceae.